CUGCUGCGCAGGUCCACCUUCCCGGGCAGCGGUGCCUACGCGGCAAAAUGGACGGGCGACAACAACGCCUCCUGGUCCGACCUACAGUGGUCCAUUCCUGGCCUCGCUGCCGCUGGCAUGGUUGGCAUCCCCAUGGUCGGCGCCGACAUCUGUGGCUUCUCCUCAAACACAACCGAGGAGCUCUGCGGGCGGUGGAUCGAGCUUGGUGCCUUCUACCCCUUUGCCAGAGAUCAUUCAGAGAUCGGCACCAGCUAUCAGGUGGGUGGGGAAUGA
This is a messenger RNA of Chlorella variabilis, 273 nucleotides long. RefSeq lists its product as hypothetical. The transcript has 2 exons. The annotation marks the transcript as partial. Gene Ontology annotation, molecular function: hydrolase activity, hydrolyzing O-glycosyl compounds. The record is from RefSeq and is a predicted model, not a curated record. NCBI's taxonomy places the organism in Eukaryota, Viridiplantae, Chlorophyta, Trebouxiophyceae, Chlorellales, Chlorellaceae. Gene Ontology annotation, biological process: carbohydrate metabolic process.